Lachancea dasiensis is the source of this 618-nucleotide messenger RNA. NCBI's taxonomy places the organism in Eukaryota, Fungi, Ascomycota, Saccharomycetes, Saccharomycetales, Saccharomycetaceae. The record is from the annotation of a GenBank genome assembly.
AUGUCCUCGGUUGGCGAAGAGAAAAAGUCACUUCCUGUGACGGUCGAGAAGGCCAUCCCAGUCACCUACGAUUUGGGAAAUUUGGCAGUAUUUGAUUCCAACAUUUUAGACAGAAACGAUUUGGAUUCAUCUAAUGGAAAGCGUGAAAGUCAUAUCCGUGACUUAACUCGCGAUAAUGUCCAGUUGAUGAUUAACCAGAUUUUGUCAUUGCCCAUGAAGAACACUACCGAGGGAGCUGGUAGUUCUACCGGCCAAAGUGCCAGCAUGACCUUGGUGAGGCUGCCUGAUCCUAUUACAGAACUGCCCAGAGAGAAGCCUCUGCCUAAGCCUAAGGCGCCAACUAAGUGGGAACAAUUUGCUGCGAAGAAGGGCAUUAAACCGAAGGAGAAGUCUGGUAAGAUGAUUUACGACGAAGAAGCUGGACAGUGGGUUCCUAAAUGGGGAUUCAACGGCGCGAAUAAGAAACUCGACUCACAAUGGCUAGUUGAAGUCGAUGACCAACCUAAGAAGGCCGGAGACGAACUAAUUGACCCCAGGACACUGAGCAGGGCGGACCGUAAGAAAAUCAUAAAAAAGAAUGAGCUCCAGCAUAAGAGAAACUUGAAAGGAGCCAAAUGA